AAAAAACGCCGUCUACAAAAAAUUUUCACAAAAAAACAAGCUGCCGAAUAUAUUUGUCGAGUUGUCACAUAAAAUUUAUUUAUUUCAUUAAAAAUGGCCACAAAAGCAAAAAAAGAAGAAAAACCCCAAAAAGAAAAACAAAUUAUCGAAGAGGUUGUUAAAAUCAACAAAUGGGAUGGCUCCGCUGUCAAACACGCACUCGACGAUUCCGUUAAAAAUGCUCUUUUAGAUCGUCCAAAUUUUAAAGAACAAUUUGGUCUAAUUAACACCCGACUCUUAAUUUGUGGUCUCGCAGUUGGAGUAGCUUUACUCGCCCAUGGCUGGGAUUAUGCUCAUCCAUUCCCCGAAUCUAAACCUGUUUUAAUGUUUAGUGUUUUGUCAUAUUUCUUGCUGAUGGGAGUGCUGACUCUCCACACAACUUAUCGCGAAAAAGGAACUUUUGCUGUGGCAGUUCAAAAAGACGCCAAUGGAAGUACAAAAACUUGGGAAGCUAGUUCGGAUAUGAGGAAAUACGAUGACAAAUAUAUGCUUGUUUUGUCUGUAAAAGAUUCCAAGUCGGAGAGGGAAGCUACAACUGUUAAAUCGUGCGCUAAUUUCAUUGAUACAAAUGGAGUUAUUGUCGACAGUUUGGUUGCAAAUGAAUUGAAUCGGUUAUUCCAUUCGUUGACCGCUGAGAAGAAGGAGAAGUAGCUUGUGGAAGGAAUUCAUAUUAUUUAAAUUUUAAUUAUUCAAAAAUAAGUAUCUUUCCAUUUAUAAAAUAAAACAAACUUAAGAAACAAAAAAAAAAUAAAAACAAAA
Episyrphus balteatus (marmalade hoverfly) is the source of this 798-nucleotide messenger RNA. RefSeq names its product signal peptidase complex subunit 2 (gene Spase25). Lineage: Eukaryota; Metazoa; Arthropoda; Insecta; Diptera; Syrphidae. Gene Ontology annotation, cellular component: membrane; signal peptidase complex. Gene Ontology annotation, biological process: protein targeting to ER. The record is from RefSeq and is a predicted model, not a curated record. The transcript has 2 exons. Bases 94 to 690 code for a protein of 198 amino acids.